Molecule: messenger RNA, 687 nt
Organism: Letharia columbiana
Lineage: Eukaryota; Fungi; Ascomycota; Lecanoromycetes; Lecanorales; Parmeliaceae
Exons: 2
Coding region: 1-687 (228 amino acids)
Source: RefSeq, a predicted model, not a curated record
AUGGACGAGACUGGCUUUCGAAUUGGCUGUGGAAUCGUCCAUUGUGUCAUUACUUUGGAUAAAAGCAAGCCUCUACGGUUCGUAGAUCCAGACAAUCGUGAUUACAUUACGUCCGUGGAAUGCAUCAGCGCCGCAGGCUGGAAAUCUGGCACCCCGCGCUACAACUCCAGACGAGUCCAUACCUCUCGUUCUUGCCAGAACCCCCACAAAGCCGAAGACGUCAUUAAAUACGGUCAAUGGUUUGAAGCACUACUUGCUACUCAGGCUUUUGUCAUUCCAAAGGGCAUGCGGCAGCCAUUAGCCCGGUUUGUGAAAGGAUCUAUUGCUAAUGGCUACUCGAGACAAAUUGCCGAGCGAGACAUUGAGGCCAUCCACAAAGAGGCCGUAGUCAAGCGGGCACGUAAGACACUUUCAGGGACGGUUGCCCAGAAGGGAGGAUGGAUGUCAGUAGAUCAAAUACGCAAAUCUCUGACUGUGGUGGAAGAAACAGCCAUAGAAAAGGCGGAGAAGGCUCUGAAGCGAGCUACUCGGGCUGAGGAAAUUCAGCAAGAAAAGGCCGACAAGGCCAUUAAGGCUUACAUCCGAAAGCUGGAUUAUGGUCUAUGGAAGCUAGUGCAUGCACAUUGGGACGUGUUUAUUAGGAUUCGAGUCAUAGGUCGAGAUCUAUGUAGAAUUAGGAAGGAAUAA